CCCCCUUCAGCUGCCCACAUUUUCAUUUCCUUUCAAACCCCCCCUUUUCUUAGCCGCAUUUCUGGAGCCGCUCAAUACGCGGAUCCUUCUCUCUUGCAAUCGAAGGGAGGACAUGAUGAUCGAUCGUUCACAACACCCUAGUGUUUCUCAGAAGCUAGGUCUCUAUGGAGCUAGCAUGACCCAUGUUCGCGCUAGUGGUGUUCAGCAACCACAAGCCUACCAGAGGCAGUUCCAAUAUGGAAAUUACUCAAGUGCUGCAUUCCAAUUCCCAACUCAAGCUUCAGCCGAGCUUUCCAUGAUCGUGCCAAAAAUGUCGCCAAUCUGUGUUCAAGCCCCAUCCGAGAAAGGUCUUCAAGGAUUUGCCAUUGAUUUUCUCAUGGGUGGUGUCUCUGCUGCUGUGUCAAAGACAGCUGCUGCCCCCAUUGAGCGUGUCAAACUUCUGAUCCAGAAUCAGGGUGAGAUGCUCAAGUCUGGCAGACUUUCUGAACCAUACAAAGGUAUUGGUGAUUGUUUUGCCCGAACAAUCAAGGAUGAAGGGUUCGGUUCUCUCUGGAGAGGAAACACUGCUAAUGUCAUCCGUUACUUCCCAACUCAGGCCUUGAACUUUGCCUUUAAGGAUUACUUCAAGUCUCUUUUCAACUUCAAGAAGGACAGAGACGGUUACUGGAAGUGGUUUGCUGGAAACUUGGGAUCUGGAGGUGCAGCUGGUGCUUCUUCACUUCUUUUUGUGUACUCUCUUGAUUAUGCCAGAACCCGUUUGGCUAAUGACAACAAGUCUGCAAAGAAGGGAGGAGAGAGACAGUAUAAUGGUUUGGUUGAUGUGUACAAGAAGACACUGGCAACUGAUGGUAUUGCUGGACUUUACCGUGGUUUCAACAUUUCAUGUGUUGGAAUCAUUGUGUAUCGUGGUUUGUACUUCGGUUUGUAUGAUUCUUUGAAGCCAGUCAUUCUUACCGGAAAGAUGCAGGAUAGUUUCUUUGCUAGUUUUGCUCUUGGGUGGGUCAUCACCAAUGGUGCUGGACUUGCAUCAUACCCCAUUGAUACCGUCCGUAGAAGAAUGAUGAUGACGUCUGGUGAGGCUGUUAAGUACAAGAGUUCCUUUGAUGCAUUCUCUCAGAUCUUGAAGAACGAGGGAGCAAAGUCACUCUUCAAGGGUGCUGGUGCUAACAUCCUUCGUGCCAUUGCUGGUGCUGGUGUGCUUUCUGGUUACGACAAACUGCAGUUACUCGUCUUCGGUAAGAAGUACGGUUCAGGCGGCGGCUAAUAAAGCUUCAUCAGAGUUACUGCUCGAUGAUCCUUUUUUACUCCCCAAAUAGAUGGUGACGAAUCUUUUGAAGUUUUGAGGGUUUUCUUAUUUUGUGCAACAGGCUUGAAUAAUAAUUUUGUUUUGGAAGGGGGUCAGUAAGUUUUACUUUCCAGACAGUCCUUUUUAUCAUCGGAUUAUUCGUAAUAUUGUGAACUCUUUGAUUAGAGAGAGCAAGGCGUUAAUGCAUCGCCAGUACUGAUUUUUAAUAGGUUAUUGGAGUUUAAUUCAUACA
Messenger RNA from Erigeron canadensis, 1538 nucleotides. Its product is annotated as ADP,ATP carrier protein 1, mitochondrial. Gene Ontology annotation, molecular function: ATP:ADP antiporter activity. The record is from RefSeq and is a predicted model, not a curated record. The transcript is spliced from 4 exons. Gene Ontology annotation, biological process: mitochondrial ADP transmembrane transport; mitochondrial ATP transmembrane transport. The coding region runs from base 113 to 1264 and encodes 383 amino acids. Gene Ontology annotation, cellular component: mitochondrial inner membrane. Lineage: Eukaryota; Viridiplantae; Streptophyta; Magnoliopsida; Asterales; Asteraceae.